This is a messenger RNA of Paramacrobiotus metropolitanus, 3918 nucleotides long. RefSeq names its product 5'-3' exoribonuclease 1-like. Bases 133 to 3624 code for a protein of 1163 amino acids. The record is from RefSeq and is a predicted model, not a curated record. Gene Ontology annotation, biological process: nuclear-transcribed mRNA catabolic process; rRNA catabolic process. The transcript is spliced from 22 exons. Gene Ontology annotation, cellular component: nucleus. Gene Ontology annotation, molecular function: RNA binding; 5'-3' RNA exonuclease activity. Lineage: Eukaryota; Metazoa; Tardigrada; Eutardigrada; Parachela; Macrobiotidae.
CCCGAUUUAUUUACCCAGAUUUUUUGUAGUUGUCGACUUGUCGUCGUCACUGUUUGUGUUGUGGCUUUUUGUCAGACAUCAAAGUUGAGACUCACGUCAGGAGGUUUUCGGUUUUCCGUCUGACGUUACAAGAUGGGAGUUCCUAAGUUUUAUCGCUGGAUAUCGGAGAGAUAUCCGUGCUUGAGCUCCUUGGUGAAGGAAGAUGAAAUACCAAAAUUUGACAACUUUUACCUGGAUAUGAACGGUAUCAUCCACCAUUGUUCCCAUCCGAACGAUGCGGAUGUCAGCUUUCGCAUCAGUGAAGAGGAGAUUUUUCACAAUAUUUUCCAUUAUAUCGAGGUCCUCUGCACCUUUAUUCGUCCUCAAGGCAUUUUGUACCUGGCCGUGGACGGUGUGGCGCCGCGCGCAAAAAUGAAUCAGCAGCGAGGCCGCCGAUUUCGGUCCGCGAAGGAUGCUUAUGAACAGGAACUGAUCGCUCGUCGCGAAGGAAAACCGCUUCCACCUGGAGAGCGUUUUGAUUCCAACUGCAUUACGCCAGGUACUGAUUUUAUGGAACGACUGGACAAGCACCUGCAAUACAUGAUUACCCGAAAGAUUUCCCAAGAUCCGUCCUGGCGGCAUCUGGAAGUUUAUUAUUCAAGCCAUUUGGUGCCGGGUGAGGGCGAGCACAAGAUCUUGGAUUUUAUUCGCUUUAUCAGAUCGCAGAAAUCGUACAAUCCAGAUACUCGCCAUUGCUUGUAUGGACUGGAUGCCGACUUAGUCAUGCUGGGACUAUCUGUCCAUGAACCGUUUAUGUCGCUUCUGCGCGAGGAAGUCAAGUUCGGAAAGACCGCUAAAACGGAAACGAAUCCCGAGAAAAUCACUUUCCAUUUGCUGCAUUUAUCGAUUCUGAGAGAUUAUUUAGAGCAUGAAUUUGAAGGCGUAAAGCCGAAUCUGAAAUUUCCUUUCGAUCUGGAGAAGAUUAUCGAUGACUGGAUUUUAAUGGGUUUCCUGGUGGGAAACGAUUUCAUACCUCAUCUUCCGGGGUUGCAUAUCAACAAAAAUGCUUUUGACGAUAUUUAUCACGCAUAUUCCGAGACCCUGCCCAAAUUGGAUGGGUACAUUAACGAAGGGGGUUAUUUGAAUUUGGAGCGAUUCCAAAAGCUGUUGGAUGCGUUGGUCUGCAUGGACCUGGACCGUGUAGAAAAUGAGGUGGACGAUAUGAGUUGGAUGGAAAUGAAGCGAGGCGCAAUUGUCCAUGACGAGCUGCAGACUGCCAGUGGAUGGGAUGAAGCCGGUCCAGAAGAUUUCGAUUUUCAAAAAGCUCUUGCUGACAACGACAUCGAAGAGGAGGCUGCGGAAGAACUGCAGAAGCAAAAAGUUUUCGAGCACAAAGAGAAAUACUACAAAGACAAGCUUCGAAUGGCAGAAGUCAACGACCAGACCCUAUCUGACAUGGCAUGCGAAUACGUUCGGGCUAUCCAGUGGAAUCUUCACUAUUAUUACCAUGGCGUUCCGUCUUGGGAAUGGUUUUAUCCGUACAACUAUGCUCCAUACGUUUCGGAUUUAAAAAAUUUCGCGACGCUCAAUCCGGAGUAUGAGCUGGGUGAACCGUUUAAACCAUUCGAGCAGCUGAUGGCCGUACUUCCGGAACGAAGCAAAAAGUGCUUACCGGAGUCAUUUCAUUACUUGUUUUCCGCGAAUAGUCCGAUUUACGACUUUUACCCGGCUGACUUUGCUACGGAUUUAAACGGGAAAGCCAACGAGUGGGAAGCUGUGGUUUUGGUACCAUUUAUCGAUGAGAAACGUCUGACGGAUGCCGUGCGGCCCUUACUGAAUCAGCUGCGCCCCGAAGAGAAGCGCCGAAAUGUUAUUGGAAAAGGUUUUGUGUUCCAUCAUAGCGGUGAACCCAACGGCCAAGUGUACCCACCUCCGACGAAGAAAUUCACUCCCAUUAAUCCUCUUCGUGCUGUGAUUAGAACUUAUAACUACAACUUCCAUAUUUUGGACCGGAAAAAAAUACGCAAAGGUCGCCUGACCAAAGGACAGCUAUACCAACCCGGCUUCCCGUCGCUUGGUUUUGUGCCGCAUUCAGCAUCACUGCAAAUAGGCGCUGUAACAGUGUUUCAGCGCCGAUCUACGGGAAAAAGUAUGGUGUUGACGGUACACAAGGAUCCUUCCACAAAUUACUUGGAGCGAGGGUACAAGUUCCUUGGCAAGAAAGUAUUCGUCAGUUGGCCCCAUCACACAAUGGCUCUCGUGACCCGCGUAACGGAUGGGAUGAUACAAUUUGUCGCUGUUAGUCCAAGGGGAUUUUUCGUGGAAAAUGGUGGUUCUACUGGAAUGCAAGUGAAUAUGGAAAACGAACAGAUGGAUCAGUACUCCAAACACAAGAAGGAAAUCGAGGCAAAAUUGAAAAAUCGACAAGGCAUCCAAAUCGACAGUGCCGAUGUUUUGUACUAUUGUCGCGUUUGUGUUGGGAAGCGUUACGUUUUUCGGAAAGACAGUAAAGUGGCGUAUUUGGAGCCUCAGUGGUCUUCCUGGGAGGUCCCGUUUCCUGCCGAAUUGGUGGUUCUCGCUCCUCCUGAAACAGAGACGAAAAAAAGAUUGUUCGCUGAUCAGUUGUUCCCGAUGAAUUUUCCCGUUUUUGUUUUGGCUUUCCCGUAUUAUGGCUGCCAGGGAAAGGUUGUCUCGCAUGAUCGGGCGGAGAAUAAAGUGUUCGUCAUCUUCGAGAGGCCAGCGGAACCAAUUAUGAGCCAUGUUUACAAUCGGGAAGAUGAACUUUCUACCCAAUACGAGCCCGCCUAUCAAGCUGCGAGAAUACUUAAUUUGACUCCACCUAUUGUUUCUCGUUUGACUGGAACCGUUUAUGCACGCAUCAACGCCGGUGAUAGCGAAAAAGUCAACAUUGGCUUCUCGUUAAAAGCAUCUAAAGCCAGUACCGAAGUUCGCGGGUACACCAAACGGGUCGAAUCCGACACGAAGCCGGGACAAUACAACUGGUUGUAUUCAGAGAAAGUGUUGGAUUUGUUACACGGUUUUCGACAGCGAUUCCCCGAGUUGAUUGGUCACUGGAUGAAGAAUGAGUGCCAGGAUCCGAUCAUGGAGGAGGUUUAUCCGGGCCGAGCUGAGGCGAAAUUAAAAGAGGUCUCAGAUUAUCUUAAGACGUUACCGACGUAUAAAGUGGCUCAGCAAGCAUGUGGUGAAGAAAUGCUGGACGAUGGAAUUAUUGCAGCGAUACAGGAAAAAGUUGCUUUCGUUAAGAGUCGUUACGGAAAUCGACGCGACCGAUUUCGGGCAUUUAUUGCGCCGAAAUUUUUGUAUAGGUACACGGAGGAGGCAGCGGGUGUCCUUCCUGAUGACACUGUAAUGUGGGAGAUGUACGAUCGCGUGGUGAACAUCAGAGAAGCGGUGGUGCCGCUCGGCCUGCGUGGAACUGUGAUCAGUAUCACAAAAUCUGACUUGGCGGCUAGUGUUUAUAUUACUGUCCUUUUUGACGAAGCCUUUGCCAGUGGAGAUGCUCUAACGUACGUUCAGGAGUUGCCAGCUGCUUCCUUGCUGAAUAUUACACACGGUGAACGCCGGCAGUGGGAACUGGAGCACCAGUAUGGCCCAAGUGUUUACCUUCCAGCUCAGCGAGUCUAGAUAGAUGGUGAUGCUCAACUGUGUUGUGUUGAACUCUUACGUCUCGGGAUUUUUGGUAUUGUUUUCUGCACAGCCACCACGCAUGUUGGGAGCUUGGAAGUUGAAAGAGUGGAACGAAAUCGUUUUUGUUGUUUGCCUCAUUGUUCUCAGGAUCCACCGAUGAAAGCUGAUUACGUUAUCAGUUCUUUAAUCUUUUAUGUUUUUAAUAACUGGGAGAAGGUGGUUCGAGAUCGUACUUUAAUGAGAAAGCUGCCACCUGUACGAAAUUUUACGUGCUUCAAAACAAAUCAAGGC